UGAUGAAUUGAAUAGGGAAGAAGAAGGAGGAGGAGGAGAAUCCAAUCCGGUUUGAGCAGGUUUUUGUUUCGGACGAGCGUUAACGUGUUCCUAUACUGUGCUCAAGCUUACUGUGUGAAUCUUUAACCGAGCUCAACACACAGUGUCGACUGUUUUUUAGCGUUAAAUCCGUGCAUCUUGCAUUUUUAACCGCUUUGGUUUUUGCGUGUUGUACAAACCCACAGCCAUGCCUAAAAGGAGCAAAGCGAACAAUGAUGCUGAAGUCACUGAGCCUAAAAGAAGGUCGGAGAGGUUGGUAAAUAAACCGGCACCCCCAAAGGCAGAGCCUAAGCCAAAGAAGGCGGCUGCCAAGCCUAAGAAAACAAAGGAACCCAAGGAGCCCAAGGAGGAGGAGAAGAAAGAGGAGGUGCCCGCAGAAAACGGAGAAACAAAAGCUGACGAAGAGGUAACAUAGUCAUAUACUGGCAAAUCUUCCAUAUAAAA
Molecule: messenger RNA, 483 nt
Organism: Cyprinus carpio (common carp)
Lineage: Eukaryota; Metazoa; Chordata; Actinopteri; Cypriniformes; Cyprinidae
Gene: hmgn1b
Product: non-histone chromosomal protein HMG-like
Exons: 5
Coding region: 227-454 (75 amino acids)
Biological process (GO): chromatin organization
Cellular component (GO): nucleus; chromatin
Molecular function (GO): nucleosomal DNA binding
Source: RefSeq, a predicted model, not a curated record